UGGGGGGAUAAGAUGGCGGCGGGCGCCGCUGCCCUUAACUGGAGGCGGGUUUCUUCCUUCACGGGGCCGGUGCCUCGAUCGCGGCACGGGCAUCGGGCCGUGGCGAUCCGCGAGCUGGUCAUCAUCUUCGGGGGCGGCAACGAAGGCAUCGCCGAUGAGCUGCAUGUGUACAACACCGCUACGAAUCAAUGGUUUCUACCUGCUGUUAGAGGAGAUAUUCCACCAGGCUGUGCCGCCCAUGGAUUUGUCUGUGAUGGUACCAGAAUACUGGUAUUUGGAGGAAUGGUUGAAUAUGGAAGAUAUAGUAAUGACUUAUAUGAAUUACAGGCAAGUCGAUGGCUGUGGAAAAAAAUGAGACCUCAGCACCCGGCAGUGGGCUUACCACCUUGUCCUCGCCUUGGCCACAGCUUUUCUCUGUAUGGUAACAAGUGCUAUUUAUUUGGUGGACUGGCAAAUGAGAGUGAAGACUCAAACAAUAACAUUCCCAGAUAUUUAAAUGAUUUCUAUGAACUGGAGCUACAGCAUGGUUCAGGAGUCAUGGGCUGGAGCAUUCCAGUGACCAAAGGUGUUCUGCCUUCACCCCGAGAAUCUCACACAGCCAUUAUAUACUGUAGAAAAGACUCGGGCAACCCAAAGAUGUUUAUUUUUGGAGGGAUGUCUGGCUGUCGACUUAAUGACCUUUGGGAGCUUGACAUAGAAACAAUGACUUGGUCGAAACCAGAAACUAAAGGGACACUGCCACUUCCCCGUAGUCUCCAUACAGCCAGUGUAAUAGGAAACAAAAUGUACAUUUUUGGUGGAUGGGUCCCACAGAACACAGACAAUAACCUGCCUUCUCAAGAUGGAGAAUGGAAAUGUACCGGCUCAUUUUCUUACUUAAAUUUAGAUACUGCAGAAUGGGUCAGUCUGAUCUCAGAUUGCCAAGAAGACAAAAAUAACUUGUUGCCGGGCCCAAGGGCAGGCCACUGUGCCGUAAUAGUGGGCACUCGCUUGUAUAUAUGGAGUGGCAGAGAUGGCUACCGAAAAGCUUGGAACAAUCAAGUUUGCUGUAAAGAUCUUUGGUACCUAGAUACUGAGAAACCCCCAGCACCAUCACAGGUGCAGCUGAUCCGAGCUACUACUAAUUCAUUUCAAGUGAAAUGGGAUGAAGUUCCUACAGUUGAAGGUUAUCUUCUUCAGUUAAGUUUGGAUAUGCCAGCACCAGCUGAAGUACCCAGUACUGUGCUACCUGAGGCAUCAUCACCAAAUGUGCAAGGAAUCAAGCUAGAUCUUCAAAGCCAAACUCCAAGUAAAGUCCCAAACAAUGUGCAAAUUUCCAUUUCAGAGACUAAAUCAAAGGAACUUGAGAAUACAAAGAAAAACCAUUCCAUUUCCAAAGAGUCCAAUGCCCCUGCAUGUUUGCCUGCUAGCACUUUAGGUCCACAAAUCUCAGCAAAUGUAAAUGACUUACUCGACUUCGAUACAAGAACUUCAAAACUUGACACUUCUGCAUCCAGUAUUGUCUCCACCACGCAAAAUGCAGGAACCCAGCAGGCUGUUAAAACUGAGUCAUCAAGUACAAAUGGGGCAGUUGUAAAAGAUGAAGCAUCAUUAACAACAGUCAGUUCAAAUCCUGAAGCUAAGGAGACUGUGGGGCCUUCAACAAGAACUACUUCUGUUAACCCACUUGAUUCUGCUUUACCGUUGCCUAAAACAUCACCACCGAGGCAGAAUGCAAGAGUAAGAACACAAGAGAGAAGAUGGUAUGAUGUUGGCAUUUUUCAAAAUAACAGUGCUUUGGUGAACCAGUUCUACUUGCUGGCAGAGGAAAAGGCCACAGUUUCAAGCAAGGUAGACAAUGCGGAUGUUCCAAAUGACAGUUUACUUAAGAAACAGGAUCUUGCUCCUGGUACUUUAUACAGGUUCAGGGUUGCGGCCAUUAAUGGCUGUGGCAUUGGGCCAUUCAGUAAAGUCAGUGAAUUUAAGACCUGCAUCCCUGGAUUUCCCGGAGCGCCUUCCAUCGUCAAAAUUAGCAAGAGUGCAGAUUGUAUUCACCUUUCAUGGGAGCCUCCUGUCUCACCUUCAGGAAAUAUCUUAGAAUAUUCUGCCUACUUGGCAAUAAGAACCACCCAGCUCCAGGAAAAUCCUAAUCAGCUCAUGUUUAUGAAAAUUUAUUGUGGCCUUAAGACUUCAUGUACAGUGACAGCUGCCCAGCUUGCAAAUGCUCAUGUUGAUCACACAUCCAAACCUGCCAUCGUGUUCAGGAUCUCGGCCAAGAAUGAGAGGGGAUAUGGACCAGCUACACAAGUUCGAUGGCUCCAAGAAACAAAAACGUCAAGUUCAAAAUAGAAACGUCAUAUUAUCCCGCAAGUUGUGGAGUAGCAGUUAGCACUCGUGAUAUUUUGUAAAUCUUCCAAAUAUUUCAUUUUAUAUUGUCUUCACAGCAUCAGUAUUGUACAGUCUUGCAGAUAUGGACCUAGAGUGACUGUGUUUUUCAUAUUACUUUAUAUCUAGUAUGGUCACUUUAGAGUCCCUGGUUAACAUCCAGAGGGAUACAUAUGCGUCUGCAUUUUUGGAGAGUCUUCCUUCCAGUAGCUGCCAGCACACAGACCUACCAAUUGCAGUAGCUUUGCACACACAGGGAAGUGCCGUCGCUCAGUGACAGAUGCCAUGCUUUGCAUGCAAAAGAUCCCACACUUGCCUUUGCCUUCUCCAUGCAGGGCUGGAAAAGUCUCCUAAAACCGUGGAGAGCCACUGCCAGUUAGUGUAGGUGGUACUGAGCUAAAUAAUGGUCGGAUUCAGAAUAAAGCUUCCCAUGUUCCUAGACAUAGAUGCUAAGUUUAAAAAUCAAGUUUGUGAUUUGGCAUAAAAAUGGUCGAAAGAGAAAUGCAUUGGGAGAUUAACACCUGUAAGCUUAGUUGAUUUCUCUUUAAUCUGUUCUUGACCCUAAUUCAGAAGUUUGAAAUAUAAUUGCGAUAUUUUGUUUGGAGAGCUACUGAAAGAAAGGGUUCCCAAGAUGUUGGUUAUUUGCAAACCUCUGUGAAUUAUGGCUCACAGAAUUACUGCAGUACAACUUGUUUGAAGACUGCGGUAAAUAUAUAGCAUUGGAAAUGGUGAAAGUAAAAAAGCUGUUUUUCAAACAUCACAAUAAUUGCCUUUCAAUGGAUGAUCGAAUCAUAAUUUGCAACUGUAACUAUUUCAAAAAACGUGAUUUAUCUCCCAUUUUUCUAGUUUGUUUUAACAAUAUAGGAUUGCACCCACUGUACAGUUUUCUUUCAUGGGUAUAACUCCAAAUCUUCUGUAGCAGAAAACUGGAAGUACAUGGGAAGAUUUUAUAUGUAAAAAUAACAGUUGUCUCGAUAGGUCUGAGAGGGUAUGCGAUGGUCUCAAAUUCUUGGAGUAUGCUUGUUUACCUGAAAGUCAAACAUAUGUCUAAUUCUUCCCAUUUUUUUUUCAAUUGUACUGAUGGGAGAGGCUUGUAGGGAGUAAAAACUGUUCCAUGGGAGAAGGGCUCUGAAGAAGAAAGCUUUGUUCUCUGCACUGACACAACAGCUCCUGUACCCUGCUUCAGGAUUUAUUUUAUCCAAGCAGGGCCUAAAAGACUUGGUUUGCACACAGUUAUUUAACCUUUGGGUUGCUGAAUUCUGGGUUGUCAUGACGUGCAAAGCCAGCUUCCCAGAUAACCGAUGGUCUGCUAAUUGACAAAAUGCCAGAAAGAACGUAUAGUUCAUUGUUGGGUUGUUCAAAGUUUGGGUUGUCAUUACCUGAAGACCCAGAACUGUGGGUUGAUCGUGAGUUGCUUUGCCAGGCUACAGAGGUGGUGAGCAAGAAUGGCAACCUGCACCUUCCAAAAGUGCAACUCUGCAUGCCAGUACUACAGUGCCGCAAAGGCAUUUGGAAUACAGGGAGGGAGCGAGCAAAGGACAGGGGAAAUGAACAACACAGGGAUUGAGAAAAGAAACACAGCUUGUUCAAUCAUUUGCCUGACAAUGCCUGGGUAGGGCAACAAACCAUGGGUUAAUGUUAUGUGCAAAUACAGUCAAUGGAUGGUUGAUAUUGUUAAGGGAUGAGCAAGUUCUUCCACAAGGAAUGAUUGCUUUUAAUAUUACAUUGGACACCAGGAUUGAUCUGUCUAUCCAUUUUAAGCUAAUAUCCUAUGCACAAUUAUCUGGGACUAAAUCCCAUUGAACUGGGUGGAGCUUACCUGUGAGAUGAUAUGUUGAUAUGCACUGCCAAUGGGUUUUUAAAAGCUUACCUAUAUUGCUUUGCUUGUCAUCCUCAUAUUUUACAACAGGGUAAUGCAAUGCCAAAGGGCAGAGGCAGGUCUUCCAACACAUUUGACUGAUUGCCUAGAUGCAGCUGACAUCCCUCCACUAGCUGCAAUCCUGGAGACUCACAAACUUUCCCAAGUGCAAUCCAAAAGAUAAGGGAAAACAACUGAGUAGAAGUUUCUCUCUCCCGUUUUGAUCUCUCUCCUGGCUUUUAUUUCAUAUUCAUGCUAUUUUAGUGCAAGGCAAAUGUUUUAGUUUACAGUAACUUAAAGUGUAUAGAAUAUUUUAAUAUAUUCAUUUUUGUAAAGAUUUUUCUAGUAUUUGUAAACACAUAUUCUAAUCUUUGAAAGUAUCCUGAUGAUAUGCAAGUUGCUAAACUAGUCACUUCUGUUAUGAAAAGCGAAUUCAGUGUAAAUGCACUACUAUUAGUUUUUCAUGGGCAUAAACAUGUUAAAUCUGUAGAUAUUUUGAACGUUUACAAGAGUCUUUACAUGUUGAAGUCCUCCAAAAUGAAUGGUUCAUUUUUAGAAAAGAAAAAAAAUCAGUAUGCUUUGUUUUGGCAUAUUCAUGCUCUUUUGCACUAAUAAGAAUUUAACGUAACAUUUUUGUGUUGCUUCCAGAAAAAAAUGUAUUAAUCUAAAGUUAAAGCAAAUUUGCACAUAUUUGCAUGCUUCUGUGGCAUACAUGUUUCUCUUUCCAUUAGUUUUCUGUGGCGUAUUUUGCCUUAGUUUCAUAUCCUAACAGUAGCGUUUAGUAAUCUUUUAACCUUAAUCAUUUUAUCACUAUUGUGCCAGCUGCUUCACAUUUUUCCUACAUGAGAGUAGGGAGAAACUCAAUGCACACAGAAAAAUAGAUACCUGUCACAAAUGAUAAUGUAACAGUGUGCGUGUUUUUACUACAUCCUGUGUGGCAACUAAGUUACAUGUGAAGCAGUUCUUAAUAGGAAUGUUAAUCUGUUCCCAAACAAACAAAAAUGUACUGAACAGAGGUAUUUGGAUGCUGUUUUAUAAAUAGUUGUUUACCAAAUUAUAGCCUAAUGUGGCUGAAUUAUGCCAGUAAACUAGGUGAAAUGCAGCAUAAAGGCACAAUCCAACAGGAACACUUUUUUGUAAACAACUGUUGUCUUUCCAUUCAUUUGAAUGGGCCUUAUGAAGGUUCCUAUGGAUUGUACCCCUUGGCAUCUAAGUAAGUUUUUAAAAUCCUUUUAUUUUGAAGACUGGUUAAAUGCAUAUGUGCAAUAAAGUGAAUAUUUUGCACUUCAUUAUUCCAUCAAUGCCUAAUAAAUUAAGAUGGGAAUUACUUGAUCUACAAGAUCAGUUUUCAAGUGGAUUAUGAUAAUGUUAGUGCUUUACAAUCAUUCCUUGUUCAAUAGUUCUUCUUCGAGGAAGGCCACAUUUAGUCCAUUUUACUGAUGGACUGAGGGAAGGCUGAAGAAAAGUGACUUGCCUAAAUUCACAUGGUGAGUCCAGGUUUUAUGUAGGACUUGAACCCGGUUUUACCAGCUUCCUCCCCUGCACUACUAAACAUGGUGAGGAAGAAAUAUUUGGUCAAAUGACUGCCAAGAAGAGAUUCAGUACAUCAGAACCCAAUUUGUAGCCAUUCCCACAAUCUUUACAAUAGUUAUGCUGAUGCAACUUGACAUACUGCAUCACAAUCUAUAUUGCCAUGAGGCAAGAUAUUUAAAGCCUUUUCGAAAUGAUAAUAAAGUAGCACUUUCUGUUGGCUACUUCCUAAGAAUGGGAAAAGGUACAUCAAUAAACUUAUAUAUGACAGUGAGAGAUGGUGAUGGAUGAAUUCACCCUUGGCUGGGUGAAUUCUGCAUAUCAAGCUGAAAAGGCCAAACCUCAUUUGUAACUGCAUGCACAAAUACAGUAUACAUCUAAUUCAUCACAGGAAUUCGCUUCACAUAUUAACUUUUUCUGAGAUGAAUUUUCAGCACCAUAUUGGAAAGGGGUGUCAAUUAUGCUACCUAUAUAAGAGUGUAUUUGUGAUGUGCUGACUUAAAGACAGAGUGAAAUUAAUGAGCAUUUAUUUGUUCACAUUGUGAUAAUAUACCCUUUCCUAUUGCAAAUAUGCAACAAUCAUGUCAGAAAAGGUGUGUGUAGCAGCCAUAAGAUUCUGAUUGUUCUUAGCAAUUAAAAUCACACAGGUCACAAUGAAUGUGGAAUGUUUCGAUUGUUCUUAACUAGUACUGUGAAAUCUAAACUUCAGAACACCUCUAUGGCCAUGGGCUUCAAAGCUGGAGAAGGCCAAGGAGGUCCAUGUGCUUGUUAGAACCGCGUCAGUUCUUCCCUGAAUUGUGUAGACCAGCAAUGUGCUUCCCUCUGUCUUGCUCACCACACGCUACUUCCAACUCUGGAUUGAAUCCAGAUCUCCCAGUGGCCACAAGGUUGAAAAAAAGUAUCUUUAUAUACUAUAGGGAAACGCAAAACAGUUGUGGUGGAUUUUUAAAAACAGGAAAAACAUUUUGAGUUAGGGAAGCAUGCUGUGACAGAAUGUGAGAAUUCUCGUUGUAUGGCUACUUAGCUACUAAUAACUUGAUUGUAGAUACAUUACUUAACAUAUGAUCUGUUGAGUAUAUAUGUAAGUAUUUUUGCACUUUUGAGUUCAUAUAUUGUUUUUAAGGGUAUGUCAUGACUACCAAAGGUAAAUUUGUGGCGGUGUUACUCUGGACCUGAUUUUCUGUGUAAGUGUGCUUGUGCCAAUAGGGCAGCUAUCAUAUAAUUUGUCCCAUGUCUACAGCCCCUCUGCCCUCUAUAUGCAUCAGAUUAGUAUCAUGUAUACCCCCUCCCCCCGUUUACAUUGUAUAACUAUUUUUGUGGCCUGGUCUUCUCAUAGCACUUAAAAUGUAUAAAUUCCACUCUAAGGUUUAUAUUUGAAGUUUAUUCUCUUUAAUGUAUCUAAUACUUGGAUAUUGACCCCACUAUAAGUUCACCUAAAGUAUAAAUUAAUUCAGGUUGUUUGAGAAACUGGUGGAAACAUUUUGUUCAACUUUGUAAACUAUACAUGUAACAUCUUGUAUAAAACUGAACCCAUCUUGUAGCAACUUCAAAGAAUAAUAGACUUGGUAUGAACGUUAUAAAUAGAAAAGUCCAUACUAUUUAUGACAUUCUGCAUCAUUUAACUUAACAUGUUUUGUGACUAUGGGUAUCUAAUUAUGUGAACAACUGGCCUAGUUUGGACAAUCAUAGCAGUUUAAUAAGCCAAUGUGAAUGAACCUCUUGCGCAUGCAUGUAUCCCCUUUGUAGUGUGAACAAACAAGAAAGGUUUAACUAAAGUUUUAGCUGAGCCAGGAAACUAUUGUUACCAGCUUCUUAACAAGCCAUGAUAUGAAACUAUGAAUUACUUCUUGUGAUUGCUUGUCUUGUUUGGAAAGUUAUCAGUUCAGCUGCAAUGAAAAACUGGUUAAAUUAGAAACUUUCUAGUUUUAUUGCAAAGGGAGGAUUACAGAAGCUGCGAAAGUAAGUUUAAAAAACCCCUCACUCAUACUUUGGCUUAUUAAGCCAAGAUGAUCAUCUGAACACAACCAUUAUGUAUGAUUUAUAGCAAUAUUUGAUCACAGUUUUUAUGUAGAACACAUCAGCAAGCCAUAGACUAACAAAAAUGAAACCAUGGGUAACUGGAAUGUGACAGAUAGUUAAAGCCAGCUAAUUAGUGUCUUCUGGCAUAUGACUGAAGUGGUCUCUACAAAGAAAUUCAAUAUUUUGUACAACAAUCUAAAAGUAGCAUUGUUCUUUGUAAUAAUAAAGUGAUUUGUCCUACUAA
Varanus komodoensis (Komodo dragon) is the source of this 8015-nucleotide messenger RNA. RefSeq names its product host cell factor C2 (gene HCFC2). Gene Ontology annotation, biological process: chromatin remodeling; regulation of DNA-templated transcription. The transcript is spliced from 16 exons. The record is from RefSeq and is a predicted model, not a curated record. NCBI's taxonomy places the organism in Eukaryota, Metazoa, Chordata, Lepidosauria, Squamata, Varanidae. Gene Ontology annotation, molecular function: protein binding; transcription coactivator activity. The coding region runs from base 13 to 2328 and encodes 771 amino acids. Gene Ontology annotation, cellular component: histone methyltransferase complex.